This is a messenger RNA of Drosophila bipectinata, 840 nucleotides long. RefSeq names its product glycolipid transfer protein. Gene Ontology annotation, molecular function: lipid transfer activity. Gene Ontology annotation, biological process: intermembrane lipid transfer. Gene Ontology annotation, cellular component: cytoplasm. The record is from RefSeq and is a predicted model, not a curated record. NCBI's taxonomy places the organism in Eukaryota, Metazoa, Arthropoda, Insecta, Diptera, Drosophilidae.
UGCAGGUGCUCCACUCUCCGACUCCGGACGGACUACCCCUCAGUCUUCAAUUGGUGCUUUUCACGACAAGAAGUCGACAAACCGCAAAAUCGCAAACAAGAUUGCAAAUAAAAAAUAAAAAAUAAAAAAUAAAUAUAUAAAUUAUGGCUGCUACCGAGGGAUCAGCUCGAAUUCAGUUCAAAACAUUGAAGGGAUUUCCGCCCAGCACCGAUGAUAAGCUGGAGACCCAGGCCUUCCUUAACGCCGCCAAGGAGAUAGUGACAGUCAUAGAGAGCUUCGGCAAACUCUUUACGCCAGUGAUCAGUGAUAUGAAUGGAAAUAUUAAUAAACUAACUAAAGCCUAUGGAGCGGAUGUCCUGAAAUACCAAUAUCUGGAGGAUCUGAUCGUGUUGAAUGUUAACGUUGAUGACUUUGCGGCCAAUGCCCUGUUGUGGCUGAAGCGAGGACUCCAACUCAUCUGCACCUUCUUCGAGAACAUCUACAACGACGCCCAGGGCAAGGAGGCCCUCAAGCAGCAUCUCCAAGAUGCCUACGAGCGCACCCUGAAGCCCUAUCACGGGUUCAUCGUCCAGAGCACCAUCAAGAUAAUUUAUAGCUGGGUGCCUACUCGCAGCCAGCUGCUGGGCCAGGGAUCCGCCCUCGAGGAGAACAUGACCGUGCUGGCCAGCUACCUACCCACGAUGCGCUCCCACCUGGACGCCAUCGAUGCACUGCUGAAGGCGCACAGCCUGGACGACGCCCGGAAAGUGUGACUGCUUAGUGUAGCUUAGCUUAAAUAGCUUAUACUACUUUAUUUUUAAUGUACGUGUGUGUCCAAUCCAAGUAAAUCCCAGAGCCUUA